CAUAUGCGCUCUUAAAGAAAUUUUUACAUACGUAUGUCAAAUCCGUCAAUUCGUCGAACAGAGUGGUUGCAAGACGGCGCGCUUGGAUAAGAUACUUUGCUCAAGACGUUUUUGCUUUCCGUACUGUCAACCAAAUCUUGUAAACGUUGUCCUGCUACUCAAACGUAAGACGAAAGUCGAUCUCUGUACGGGUGUAAAGAUGGCCAUGAAGACAGCAGCGUCGACAUUGGACCAGCAUUUUCUUGAUGAGUUUGCCAGGCAAAAGGAGAUCGUAGCCGAAAUAGAAUUGCAGUUGGAAUGUUUACGAUCAAUCCAUGAACCGCUGUCGUUGGAAGUUGCACCUGAAAACAUUAGUUUAUCUCGACGUCCCCUUCAAACGAUUAUUGAAAUUUGCAAAGUCGGAAAAAGAAGAGUUGAAAAGCUUGAAAAUGAACUCAUAUCAAAGAUGCGCGAUAAAUUUGCCAAUAUGAAGACAGAGCGGAAAAUAGUCCAGGAAACGACGACAGGUGUGCCAGAACAAGGCGAAGAAAAUGAAGGUCAACCGCAUGAGGCAACUGAGGAAACUGAAUCACUGUUAUUGACAUCCAAAGAACACGAAGAAAAUGUGAAUGAUUCUAAAAUAUACUAAAGACCGAGGGAGAAAGUCUUCCACUAGAGCACAAUGAAUCAUGUAUAGACCAUCAAACAAAUAUGCUCAACUCUCACAGAGUUCCUUUACAAUGCAACGAGUCAGACAACAGGCAACGACAACGGGUAACAGACAACGAAGUAUGCUGUCUUGAUCCACGGAAAAUGAUUUUUUGCAAACGGUCAUGCGGUCUAGUUGCUCUGCAAGUGAUGCUACGCGAAGAAGGCGUUCCUUUUUGUAUGUCAAGGUUGUGUCAGAAAUUGCAGCAAAAUUUGUUGACCAAAAGGCAAGAAAAACUUGAGAAAAUGGAUGGUUUGUUGCCAUGCCCGAAAGUACUUCCUUUCCUGUAUGAAAAAAAGUUCUUUAAAGAAAUACUCCUCGAACGAGGGUUUUCACUGGAAGAAGUGAAGAAUGCUUUUAAAAUUCAGGGCGUAAAGCAGGUGUUUUGCUUUAUCACACGAAGAGCAUAAGCCAUUGUGUUAAUUUGGUGAAUCACAUGAAGGAA
Molecule: messenger RNA, 1133 nt
Organism: Xenia sp. Carnegie-2017
Lineage: Eukaryota; Metazoa; Cnidaria; Anthozoa; Malacalcyonacea; Xeniidae
Exons: 8
Coding region: 200-628 (142 amino acids)
Source: RefSeq, a predicted model, not a curated record